This is a messenger RNA of Prorocentrum cordatum, 562 nucleotides long. The record is from the annotation of a GenBank genome assembly. Lineage: Eukaryota; Dinophyceae; Prorocentrales; Prorocentraceae.
AGCCCUGGAGCAGGGCUCAGGCCGAGUGGGCCCCCCCCUUGGCGCUCCGCCGCGGGGCGCGCUGUCCCCCCCGGGGCCUGGCGCCGGGGCUCCCUUUGCACAGCUGAUGGAACGCACCUGACAUCCGACCCCGGAGCAGUCCGCAGGGCUGCUUGAUGUCCAGUGUGGCGGCCUCCGCGCACACCAGGGCGGCGAUCGUGUGCAGGGUGUGCGUGGCCCUGGCCGCGCUGCUCCUGCUCUCGGUCCUGGUGGCCAGCCUGCAGUCCGGGGGCGCGCGGCACCUCCACAGGGGCUCUGCCGUGGGCGUGCCGAUUGGCGCCCGCGGCUACGUGAGCGCGCACUCGCUGGAGGGCGGCUGGGGACAGAGCGGCCUGAUCUGGGCGCCCGUCGGCUCCACCCCGCGUCGGCGGCCAGCUACGGUCGGGUCGCCUUCGGCCGUGGAGGAGCGCUCCCGUCCCCGGACAUCUCGGCGCACUUUGCGACGAGACUGGAGGGCAUCAGCGGCAUCGACCACGUCGCAAGGGUGACAGGAGGCCUGCUUUUCUGGGUUCGUAUUGCCAGC